Messenger RNA from Danio rerio (zebrafish), 1445 nucleotides. The record is from RefSeq. NCBI's taxonomy places the organism in Eukaryota, Metazoa, Chordata, Actinopteri, Cypriniformes, Danionidae.
CUUAUCUGGCGAGAAAGAUACCAACCUGACAAGAACUGCAUAGUUUCUGGUCAAAGCCUUCCAGUAAUAGUCCUCUUCAGACACUAACAUUUACUUCUGUAGAUCAGUCCAGUAGCCAAAUACCAGUACAAACCAUCUACCAAUCUGGGCCCCAAGCAGUUCUUCAACUGCCAGUACAAGCCAACUACCAAUCUUCAUCUCCAUCCAAAUGGCAGACACUUGUACAGGGCAGUUCUCAGUCAGAGGCUCAGCCUACUUCACAGCAGCAAGGACAAACCAGCAACCAGUCUGGGCCCUGGUUUGUUGUUCAACAACCAGCACAAAUAGUCUACCAGUCUGCUAGCCAGCCCACUGUGCCACACCUAGUAGAAACCAUCUACCAGUCUGCUUCCCAACAACCAGCACAAGCUAGCUACCAUUUGGUGGAACAGCCAGCACAGGUCAGCUCAUCUGUAGGCCAUCUUCAAGCUGGACAGUCCAGCUAUGAGUAUGUUGUCAACCAGAAUGGGCAAACCCUUUUCAAUCCAAUGCAGUCCCAUGGGAUUCAUCAGAUUGGCUCCAAACUGUAUUCAUGCCAUGAGCUACCACAGCACGGUUACAAGCGGAGACAUCACUCUCCAUCUUCACACCGUCUUCCAAACGCAGCUCAGGUUAUCAAGCCUGUUAUUUUGCCCAGUGACCCGAUUCCUGUGGAUGUCAACUUCCCUAGCCCCCUCACAUCUACUUUCAGACCAGCAGAUCUGCCUAGACAUCCUAGCUUGCAGUCUGUAGUGCUUCAAAGUGAACAGCCAGGUGUGCUUGAGGUCCAACCCAGUGGUUUGUCUCUUGCCAAGCCUGGACCAGUGAGUUAUACUUUAGUAUCUCAGCCCACUGGUCAUCCUUCAAGACCAUUGCAGCAGCCUAACUACAAGCCUCCAGCCAAGCUUUGGCAAGGUCUGUUUGGGCCCCUAGUCAAGCCCAACCAACUGGAGUAUUCCAUCUUUGAGGCACAAGUUCUUCCUAACCAGGUGUCUUCUGUUCCUGUACAGUUUGUUUCCCAGCCUCAAAUGCUCCCAGCUAGUCUGUCUAUCACUCAGUCCAGCUCUUCCUCGGCUGUGCCAGUGCAGUCCAGCAAUCAACCUAAAGUAGUGUCAAGUUAUGAGACUGUCUUCCAGCCUGUAUUGCAGACUUCUUCAGGGGUUGUGCCAUCAAGGUCCCAAACCUGGAGCACCCCAAUAAUUUCAAACUUUAAGCCUGUGCUGCAGUUGGUGCAACCUGAACCUCUAGUUCCAUCACAGUUGAAUUAUCAGACUGUCACAGAUCAAAAUGCUCCUGGACCUGCUGGAAGCAAUACGCAUUCAUCACGGAAGUUGCUUAAGCUGUUGCAACAAGUCAAGUCCUAGGUGUUUGUUUGAGGUUUUCUGAUUUAUGCUUGUGUUCUAAAUUAAUAAAUUAUUGUUACUGUA